AUGGUGAUUCUAUGGAAAAAAGGUUCUCUAUGUGCUAACUAUAGCUUCUCCGGGUAUGGGUAUGUUGGUAUUAAUGCUACUCGGGAUGGCGUUUGCUUCAAUUUAGUAAACAUGUAUGCUCCUUGCAAUAUGGUUUUAAGGAGAAGAUUGUGGGCUGGUUUGAUUGACAGGAGGUUAAAAAGCGGGAAUGAGAAGUGGUGUUUAGGAGGGGAUUUCAACGAAAUCACUAGUAGGGUCGAAAGACUAGGAUUUGGAGGCGGAUUCAAUCUGAGAGGGAUGAAGGAGUUUCGGGAAUUCAUUGAGAGCAUGGGAGUGGUGGAUAUACCGUGUGUAGGUAAGUUCUCUUGGUUUAAAGAUAACGGAAAGGCAAUGAGUAGAAUCGAUAGAUUCUUAGUCUCAGAAUCCUUGAUUGAUGAUUGGGGUGUUCUUGACCAAAGGAUUGUCGUCGAUUGGGGACCUAAACCGUUUAGAUUUAACAACGCGUGGAUAAAUCAUAAGGACUUUAAGGAGUUCAUUUGCAAUGAAUGGGCUAAGUUGAAGAUUGAUGGUAGAGGAGACUUUAUCUUGUUUGAGAAACUCAAACUUUUGAAGGCAAAGAUUAGAAUUUGGAACCGGGAGGUGUUUGGUUGGAUCGACCUUAAAGUUAGUGAAGAACCGGCAAAGAUCAACGUUUUGGACAAUUUGGUGGUGGAAAAUUUUGAUGGUGACAUUGAACCUUUUGUGAAAGCUAGAAAAGAGGCCACUUGCGAGUUUUGGAAUAAUCUUUGGAAUAAACUUUGGUUACAUGAUGGUGAUAAGAACACGUGA
This is a messenger RNA of Vicia villosa (hairy vetch), 807 nucleotides long. RefSeq lists its product as uncharacterized. The transcript has 2 exons. Lineage: Eukaryota; Viridiplantae; Streptophyta; Magnoliopsida; Fabales; Fabaceae. Bases 1 to 807 code for a protein of 268 amino acids. The record is from RefSeq and is a predicted model, not a curated record.